GACACUCGGGGGGAGCCAGUGACGUCGGGAGUUUUCCCGAAAGUCAAUAACGAGCCCGGCGGAGGCGAGAGCGGGGGCCCCGGGGCGGGCGAGCCAGAGCGAGGAGCCGCCGCCCUGACCCCGUGGAUGCUGCGGCCGCGCUGCCCGGCCGGGCGCCUCCCUGUGUAGCGGGGACGCUCGCUCCAUGUAGCCGCCGCCGCCGCCUCCUCAGCGCGCUGGGGCCGGAGCCGCCUCCCUCCCCCCGCGGAGACACCGGCCACCGCCAGGGACCGAGCCCGGCGGGGGGACCGGGCAGGGGGGGCGGGGAUCCCCCUCCCGAAGCCGCCGCCGCCUCCUCGGCGUCGCAGGCUGACUCCUCAGUAGAGAUUGGGAAGGGCAGCAUAAGAGAAGCCAAACGUUCAAGCUGAUAACGCAAGAGAACUUUUCUCUGAAUUGAGGGCUCAGAGUGGAGCCAUCAUGAGCGAUGUUACCAUUGUGAAAGAAGGCUGGGUUCAGAAGAGGGGCAGCACCAGGGUGACAUCAUACUCAUGCACUGCCCUGAAAGCCACAUAAGAACAGGAUAUAAGGAGAGCAACUGUUUCACUCUGAAUUAGAGAAGUGAAUGACUCUGAAGAGCGGGAGGUGGUGCUCAUAUAUGAAUAAGCCACAGAAAAGUUGAAGCCCAUGUUUCAGUCCAAUGUAAUAUCACCUUCCCAAUUAUUCCACUCCAGUUUUCUAGAGUCCUUCAGCAAAAAAGAGGGGCGGCAGAUCCUGACGUUUCUAAUGAAAAGAAACAAGAACAACAUUUUUUUUUGUGCGAGUUUGUGUGGGAACUUUUAUAAUGCGUGAAACAGAAAAGGGAGAAUCUUUUUUUCUUUUGCAAUUCACUAUUAAACAUCUCAACUCUGAUGCAUUUUACAAUGAAGUAACUGAGAUAGAGAAGUUGUGACUCACUCGGGAUUACAAGGUGUGUGAGAGAGUUGGGAAUAUAAACCUGGAGGAGUCCUCCUACCUCUUGACAAGUACUCCUUUCCACAGAACAUUGAGAUCUUAAGGAGAAUAUAUCAAAAAUUGGCGGCCAAGAUACUUCCUGUUGAAGACAGAUGGUUCUUUCAUAGGGUAUAAGGAGAAGCCCCAAGAUGUGGAUCUACCAUAUCCCCUCAACAACUUUUCAGUGGCAAACUUCUUGUCACACUUUGGGACUCAGCGAUUCAGGAGAAUGAACUGAGAUUGGUAGGGAGUCCACUCCCUUUAUAUAUACUCAGACCUCAGCCAUCAACAUCACUUGGGGGCAUUAUACACCCCAACAGACACAGUUUUAGUAGAGAUUCCUUGCCUCAACACCAGGGAGCACCAUAUGCCAUACGCGGGGAUGCACAGAGACAUUUCUCAAAGAACAGCAGUUAUCAAAUGCCAGCUAAUGAAAACAGAGCGACCAAAGCCAAAUACAUUUAUUAUUAGAUGUCUUCAGUGGACAACUGUCAUAGAGAGGACAUUUCAUGUAGACACUCCAGAAGAACGGGAAGAAUGGACAGAAGCUAUCCAAGCUGUAGCAGACAGGCUUCAGAGGCAAGAAGAGGAGAGAAUGAACUGUAGUCCAACAUCACAGAUAGACAAUAUAGGAGAAGAGGAGAUGGAUGCUUCCACAACCCAUCAUAAAAGAAAGACAAUGAAUGAUUUUGACUAUUUAAAACUGCUGGGGAAAGGCACUUUUGGCAAAGUUAUUUUGGUCCGAGAGAAAGCAAGUGGAAAAUAUUAUGCGAUGAAGAUUUUGAAAAAAGAAGUUAUUAUUGCAAAGGAUGAAGUGGCUCACACUCUUACAGAAAGCAGAGUAUUAAAAAACACUAGACACCCUUUUUUAACGUCUUUGAAAUAUUCCUUCCAGACAAAGGAUCGUUUGUGUUUUGUGAUGGAGUAUGUUAAUGGGGGAGAGCUGUUUUUCCAUUUGUCGAGAGAGCGGGUGUUCUCUGAGGACCGCACACGCUUCUAUGGUGCAGAAAUUGUCUCUGCUUUGGACUAUCUGCAUUCUGGGAAGAUUGUGUACCGUGAUCUCAAGUUAGAAAAUCUAAUGUUGGAUAAAGAUGGCCACAUAAAAAUUACAGAUUUUGGACUUUGCAAAGAAGGAAUCACAGAUGCAGCUACUAUGAAAACAUUCUGUGGUACACCAGAAUACCUAGCUCCUGAGGUAUUAGAAGACAAUGACUAUGGUCGUGCAGUGGACUGGUGGGGCCUGGGAGUUGUCAUGUAUGAAAUGAUGUGUGGGAGAUUACCAUUCUACAACCAGGAUCAUGAGAAACUGUUUGAACUAAUACUAAUGGAGGACAUAAAAUUCCCUCGAACUCUCUCGUCAGAUGCAAAGUCAUUACUUUCGGGUCUCUUGAUAAAAGAUCCAAAUAAACGCCUUGGUGGAGGCCCAGAUGAUGCAAAAGAAAUUAUGCGGCAUAGUUUCUUUGUUGGAGUAAACUGGCAAGAUGUAUACGAUAAAAAGGUGGCGCCGAAGCUCCAUGUGCCGGUUCCUCAUUUCUUGACAAGAAUUCUACAGAAGCCGCUUGUACCGCCUUUUAAACCUCAAGUGACAUCUGAGACAGACACCAGAUAUUUUGAUGAAGAAUUUACAGCGCAGACGAUUACAAUAACUCCACCUGAAAAAUAUGAUGAGGAUGGUAUGGACUGCAUGGACAAUGAGAGGCGGCCACAUUUCCCUCAGUUUUCCUACUCUGCAAGCGGACGAGAAUAACUUUUUUUUUGUUUGUUCUUCUGCUUCACUGUCAUCUUAGGUUUAUCACUGAAAACGAUUCCUGAACAUCACCACCAGUACUAGCCAUUAAGAUUGCAGGGGCACUUUCAGAGGUCAUUCAAAAUUGAAAAGUUCCCUCCCUCUCCAACAGGCCUUUUUGUUUUUUGCAUGAAAUUUUGUAUCAGUCUGUCUCCUCCUGUUGCUGCUCCCCCUGUCUCAGUAUAAUAGCAACGUCAAGAAGUAAUUUUGAAAUCUUUUGAAAUCAGAUGACUUAAAUCCUCCAUUGUAUACAGUGGGGGCUAAAUGAAACAUGUGGGUUCCCGAUGCAUUUUCUCAUUUCUUCUAGAAGACAAAUCAGAAUUGUAAUUAGUCUAAAAAGAUGAGUUUAUAAUGUUUUCUUGCAUCUGUUUGUGCUGGUCAGAACAAGGAAAGGUGGGGGGUGGUGAUGUAAAUAUGCAAGGUUUUUGUUAGGCAUAUCAUUACUUGAAGCAGGUCUAUGUCAUUAACAUCUGGCUGGAACGUGUUUGGGAAACAUUUUAAUUACUGUUGGAUUCUACAGAAGAAGCAAAAGGGCUGGGCUCACCCAGCUUGCCACUUAGACUUCCAGAUUCAUGUGCAAUCAUGGAGAAUUGAACAUUCUACAUGCAAGAAACGAAGGCAUAAAAGCAGCAUUUAAAGUUGUUUAAAGGUCUUAUAAUUUGCACCAGAUAACAUCUUUCUCAUGCUUUUCUCUGUCUUUCUUGAUAUACAUCACCUCUGAUGGCUGAAGAAUGUAGACAGGCAUAAAGGUAUUGCUUUUCACCAAAAUUUGUGCACCAAGGUAAACAGGUGUUUGCCAUAUUUGUUUUUAUUUUGAGUUUGUGAAUUAGCUUUUCUCCAGGUGUUUAACUCUGAAUAUAUAUAUAUAUUUUUUGUUAUACUGCGGUAGUAUUUAUUUUUAGUGAUAAGGAUUGUAUGCGUCAGGUUUGCAAAUGCUGCUACAUCUUAGAACAGGCUUAUAGCAGUUUAUUUUGUAAUAUAUGGAAGGACUGUACAAGCUGAAGAGAAUAACGCACUUUUUCUCCCAUGUGGAAAUUUUAACAAGGCUCUGAAAUUGUACAUAUUACUUAGAAUUGGGCUUUUGUGGAUGAAAUACUGUCAUAUAAUUCUUUGGUGCUGUAGAUGAGGACAUUCCAACUCCAUGUGCCAAGAGGUCAAAAAUGCUAUGUCUGUGCUCCACUAAAGAUUAAACUAAUAUAAAAGCCUGGCAGCACAAUAGAAAUUUUUGGUUUUAUAUGGAGAAAAUGCAUUCAAACAAUUGAGACCCCAAUGAUUACAAGAAAAGCACUUUAUUAUAAUUCUGCAAACAGUAGAUUGAUGGUAACAUUUGACCUGAACCAAGUAGGUAAAGAAACCCAGCAUGUGAAGUAUGACAAUAACUGACUGACUGAAUUUAAACCAUCAUGGUAAACACCACACUGAAAGGAAAAUGUUGUCUUUCCAUUUCUGAAGAUCUGUAUUUAGCAGGAUGUGUGCACAAAUCUUAGCUUUGUUCUUCAUUAAAGAUCAUUUGAAUAAUAAACCUUUUGGUGCUAGGAGUUGGGAUAUUCCAAAGUUGCCAGGAAGUGCAGUAAGGGUGAGUAUGUGCCCUUGCUAAUGACAUCAGAAAAUCCUGGGAUUAUUAUUGAAGUACCUUGUUAGCUCCCAUGUAGAAUGUGAUAUCUCAGAGUAUUAUUGAUAGCAUUGUAAUCACUUAGUAAAUGACUUUUGAAAGAAGAAAUGUUCAUAUGCAGAUGCCUUAUCCUCUUGACAUUUAAAGUUUAGCUAUCUUAGCAUGAAGAUCACUGCUGGCAGUGGAUGUGCUGAGGUGGUCAAGGGGUAAAUGGGCAUUUUAGCAAGGCAGCUAAGACAGACUCAUUCAGAUAAUUUUUCAUGUUUCUACCUAAGCAAAGUUUUAUCUUUAAUAAUCAACAGAUAAGAGGUGUAUCUUUGUGUAUGCUCUAACCACAUAUGAUCUCACCCUAUCACCUUGUAACACUACUCAUCUUUAGAGAAUGGCACUUCAGAGGGAAAGGCGCACAGUCAAUACAUCAUAGGUCUAUUCUGCACCUUUUUGUAAAAAUUUCUACACUGAAAUAGUGAUGAUUUAAACCAACUAAAUAGUAAAUAGAACAUUGACUAGUUCUCUAGAAAUGCCUCAUAGAUGCAAACUAAAACUGUGUUGUUUAAAAAUCUCCAGUAUAUGUCUCCAUUUUUCCUCUUUUUCAGUUUGUGUUAGCAAUAAAUACCUUGUGCAUUUCCUGAAGUUUAAUGAGACGCCAGGGUUGUGCUUCGGGCUGAUGGUUCCUCAUGUGUAGGACAGGCCCUGUGGCUAGCUCAUUAUUGCUUAUGUAGUUUGCAGUAAAUAUCAAUUAUUUGAAAACUUUAAGACUUCACUCUGAAUUGCAUAACCUGUCUCCACAAUUACCUUUUAUCAAGUUUAUUACAGACACAGUUAAUAUUAACUGAAUGCUGCCUGGAGUUUGGGAAUUCCUGACUUCUGCUACCAAUGUUCGAAAUAGACAAAAGAGAAAUCUCAAAGCUGUGCUGAGAGAGAUGGCUGAAGCAUCUCUCUCUUCUGCUUGUCCUCAGCUGUAGUUUGGGUUUGGACAGCAGUCAGUAGCUGGUACCUUGAGCCUUCCAAUCAUAGUACAUUUCAGACUUUGACUCCAGCUUGUACUGACUUCCACGACAUACAGUAUGCCCUCUUAUACUGCAGCCAUCUUGAGGAAAUGUGUCAUUUCUGUUUGGAUUUUGGCAGUUUUGCACACAGCUUUGCUUUCCACACUAAUCCAAUACAUUCCUGUUGCUAAAGGAACAUUUAUUCCAGUAUUGUUUUACAUUUUUCUUUUGACAUGUCAUGUCAUCUUUAUUUGUGGCUUCUUAAAGCUGACUGUUCUUGCAGGGGCCAUGUGCUUCUCCUAGAGUACAAAAGUAAGGUCCUUCCUUACUAACUGCAGGGUCUAUGUUACACCUCAAUGUACACACUUUGCUGCUACUGUUCGUACUGUCUACAGUAGAAUUUCCUUAUCUUGCUCCUGGUAGUGCAUUACAGGCAAGCAUGAAAUGUAAAGUAUUUAUUUAAAUAAAAAAACCCUCUAAAUUGGUAAUUGAAUUACCUCCCUGUAGCUUUAGAGUUUGACAUUUCUUGAUCUUGCUCGUUCUUUCAUUAGAUACUUGCAAGAUCUAGUCAUGUGGUUAAGGAUAUUAAGCAGACAACUAUGAACCCAAGAAACCGUAUAACUGUUGGUCAUACUUAAACUGUUUAUUUCCUUAAGUAUAUGACCCACAAGGAUGUGAAAUAACUACAAGAAACUGUUUUUGUACACUGUACAUCCUUAGUAUUUUUACACGUAUAUGAUAGGGAUGCACAUUAUUUUCCUUCGUACAGACAGCUUAAAUAAAGCACUAUGUCAAUCUGCUA
Molecule: messenger RNA, 6158 nt
Organism: Chelonia mydas (Green sea turtle)
Lineage: Eukaryota; Metazoa; Chordata; Testudines; Cheloniidae
Gene: AKT3
Product: AKT serine/threonine kinase 3
Exons: 18
Coding region: 1337-2716 (459 amino acids)
Biological process (GO): protein phosphorylation
Molecular function (GO): ATP binding; protein serine/threonine kinase activity
Source: RefSeq, a predicted model, not a curated record